AUGAAGAUUAUAUUAAGUAAAGUUCCGACUUUGGAUGAAGCUGAGCGGGUUGAGUGGUGCGAGAGGGCUUAUAAUUAUAUAUUUGAGCAAGAACCGCGACUUUACGCGCAUGUCGCAGAACAAAUUCUUGAAAAAAUAUCGAAUCAGAAUGUAGAGUUUUUCUUUGAAUAUUUUAGUACGGAAAAAAUACGACACGAGUUUGAGACAAAUAGAAAAGUGGUUCCAUUUUUCAAGACUUUAAGGGCAAUGAUAAAAGUUGUAUAUAUUAAAUCAAAAGGGAAUGCAACGAAUAAUCCAAUAUACAAAAAUGCGAUAGAGGAAGAUUUACAAAUAUUACAAUUGAUUGCAACAAAACAUUUGCCAACUGUCAAAGCAAGGAUUGAUUGGUUAGAAGUAUUAUUCAAUAUGUACACCUUAAUGCCUCAGACAUUACCCGAAGAUCCUAAGAUCGUAUUAGAGGCAAUUGUGUGUGGGUUGACUCUUAAAGCUCCUGGUGAAAUAAAAGAUUCCGAAUAUAAAUUUUUCGAAAUUGCGAUGGAAUUAUUUGAACGUUACAAACAUGACAAUCUUCAAAUCAUUUUAGUUGAUGUGUUCAAAAGGCUCUCAGCAAAAUAUCAAAUAAACACGGGAUCAUUAGCUCUAGUGAUUAGUCGAAUUCCACACAAUCUCAAGCAAGAUAUUAUUUUGCCUUUUAUUCAAAAGAUGUCUCAUGAUAAAGAAGUAGACUUUGGUGAGAUGUUACAGAAUAUGAUUAAAAUGCUUGAGCUUCCUUUUGUAAAAAAUAUUGGAAUUUGGACUGUCGAGUUAUUGGAUGCUAUGGUGGCAAUUAAAAAAUAUGACCUAGUUUUGGAGCUCGCUGAUUCUUGGAUUCAAUUCUACCUGCGUGAAGAAGUCAUGCCAGUUGCUACCUGUUUACUCUACAGAUAUCAACACUCGCCUAAAGUUUUUAAUCUUGUUGUCAAAAGUAUUAUUCCCAGAUUAGACUUGAUUGCAAAAGAGGGGGAUCAACAACAUCUGUUGAACGACCUUUCAGAAGUAACUCAAUGCCUUAUGGUCCAUUUUCCAUCAAAUCAAAAAGUCUAUUCAGAUAUUCAAGAAAAAAUAACAGAACUCGGACUGAAAAGGAUUUCCGCAUUAGAUGCAAAGAAAAUAUUGGAAGAAAAACAAAUUAUCAGAACUUCGAUAGGAAAUAAAAAUGGAAACCAUAGAGAAGAAAAAGAAACAAAACUAGCAGCAUCAGCACCAGUCAAUAAGAGAGGACAACAGCCACAGCGGAAAUCAAAAACAGGUCUUAAAAAUCUUCGGAAUACAUGCUUCAUGAAUAGCGUACUUCAGGCAUUAUUUAAUUCGGUAGAAUUUCGUGAUCGUGUCUUGGGUAUCACUAGGGUUUCUCGCACGUCAACGACUUUCGCCUUACAACAAUGCUUUAGCGCAAUGUCGGAAGCAAAUAAACCUUGGUAUUCGCCAAAGUCAUUGUUACAGGCGCUUCCAAGUUGGCUCAAUGAUGGAAGGCAACAGGAUUGCCAUGAAUUUCUGAAUCAAAUGGAAGAUGAAGCGAUUAAAUCUGUUCCCAGUUGUAAAAAAAGACGUCUAGACUAUGAAGACAUCGAAGUGGAAUCUCCUCCGUCAGCUCCCGAAGUUGAUAUCCCACUCGUUCCAUUCACAGGAAAACUUCAAAAUAUGAUAAGAUGUCUAAGUUGUGGCAGUGUAUCCAAAACUUUGGAGGAGUUUCAUGAGUUGACUUUGUCUCUUCAAUUAGAUACUCGAUCAAAUAAGAAUAAUAAUAAACUGUUAGUCCCCGAUAUGAUCAAACAGUUACUGUCACCCGAGAAACUAAAAGGAGAUAAUCAAUAUUCAUGUGAUGUCUGCCAUGGACUUCGCGAUGCUUUUAAGACGACGCGAAUAGUAGAUCCACCAACAUAUUUAAUUCUAACAUUGAAUCGAUUCGAGUAUGACCGAGACAUGCAACGCAGAAUCAAGAUAAGGACACCGAUUGUAAUUCAAGAUUCACUCGAACUGUCAUAUGAACCCUUGGAUCAAGAUAAUGUUAUGAAUUCGCCAAACACUCAAAGUGACGCUACUGGAGAAACAUGUGUUUCAAACGAGGACGACGAAUCUGAGACAAAUACAAAUAUGACUGUCUCUCAAAGUGGUAUAAGUACUGAAUAUGUAGAAGUCGAAAUGGAUAAGGAGGAAGAUGAGAAAUCAGAUGACUAUGAACAAGUUAAUAAAGACGAAAAAUCAGAUGAAGAACUUGUUGACGCGAGCGAUGAUAUGGAUGACGAUAAAAGAAACGCAAAUGAUACUAUGGAUGACGAUAAAAGAGACGUAAUUGAUGAUAUGAAGGACGAUAAAGAAGAACUUCUUAACGCAAGUGAUAAUAUGGAUGACGAUAAAAGAGAUGUAAAUGGUAAUAUGGCUAAUGAUAAAAGAGACGCAAAUGAGAAUAUGGAUGACGAUAAAAGAAGUACAAGUGAGAAUAUGGAUGAUAAAAGAAAUACAAAUGAGGAUAUGGAUGACGAUAAAAGAAAUACAAGUGAGGAUAUGGAUGACGAUAAAAGAAAUACAAGUGAGGAUAUGGAUGACGAUAAAAGAAAUACAAGUUCUAAUGCGAAUGAUGAUAAAAGAAACACAAGUGUUAAUAUAAAUGACGACAAAAGAGAUACAAGUGAUAAUAUGAGUGAUGAUAAAGGACAACUUAUUGACGCAAGUGAGAAUACGGAUGACGGUAAAAGAAAUGCAAGUGAGAAUACGGAUGACGGUAAAAGAAAUGCAAGUGAGAAUAUGGAUGACGAUAAAAGAGAUACAAGUGAGAAUAUGGAUGACGAUAAAAGAGAUACUAAUGAGAAUAUGGAUGACGAUAAAAGAGAUACAAGUGAGAAUACGAAUGACGAUCGAGAACUUGUUGAUGCAAGUGAUAAUAUGGAUGACGAUAGAUAUGUAAAAGUUGAUGAAUCUCCGAAUUAUGAUGAUAUGGAUAAUCAACAACACAAAAACCAAAUACAAACAAAUGGAGAUAGUGAAGCUGAGACUGCACUUAAUACAUUUGCGCAAGAACCUUCAAUCACACGAUAUUCAUUGGCUUCUAUUGUGGUGCAUUCAGGAUUCUCAGCUGAAUAUGGACAUUAUUAUACUUAUGCAAAAGAUGAAG
Messenger RNA from Ambispora gerdemannii, 3151 nucleotides. The record is from the annotation of a GenBank genome assembly. NCBI's taxonomy places the organism in Eukaryota, Fungi, Glomeromycota, Glomeromycetes, Archaeosporales, Ambisporaceae.